Molecule: messenger RNA, 2381 nt
Organism: Lepidothrix coronata (blue-crowned manakin)
Lineage: Eukaryota; Metazoa; Chordata; Aves; Passeriformes; Pipridae
Gene: WDSUB1
Product: WD repeat, sterile alpha motif and U-box domain containing 1
Exons: 10
Coding region: 1003-2160 (385 amino acids)
Biological process (GO): protein ubiquitination
Molecular function (GO): ubiquitin-protein transferase activity; protein binding
Source: RefSeq, a predicted model, not a curated record
CUUAGUAUUCUGCUUUGACAUUGCUUGCAUUGUAGAGAAGUAAGAAAGAACUUGAACAUCCCAAUCCUGUCCCCUUCAGCUAUUAAAAGUUCAUUUCAGUGUGUUAACCGGCCAGCAGUAGUCAGCUUAACUUUAAUUAUAUGUAUUUUGGGAUGUGUGUGUGUGUAUGUAUUUUCAGCUGAUGAAAUUUUUUUACUGUCAUUUGUAACUGCAGAUAGAAAAAUGCACAUGUCCUGGUUUUAAACACUGAGAUCAAUAUUACAUAGAAAUUAUCAAGGUACUUAAAAAUUAUGUCAGAGGAUGUUAGUUAACCAUUUAGUGUCAGUCUGUGGUCCUCUGUUUCUUUUGCAACAGUUGAUUGUGUUGAUGUUGAAGAAGAGAACACCUUUUGCCACACUGUUAUGUCACUUGACCAAAUAUGUGGAUGGUAAUUAGAACAAAGGUAGCCACUUAUUCCUUAUCUGCUCUGCUGUUGUAAUUGACUGUUCAAGUUGUGGAGUAAGAUGGCUAUUUAAAUAAUCUGUGUGAUGGAUGUGAACAUCAUGAAAGCAAGUUAAUUUAUGUGUAUUUCUUAGUGGUCUCUCUUUUCUGUUCAGUAGUUCCCAUACUAAUAUCUGGCCCACAAGUCUUAAAUGCAUACUCUGAACAUGUACAGUGCUGUUUAUGUUACUGUUACGUUUUCAGAGCAGAAUCUGCAACUUUUUGUGUGAAAGAAGGAAAGUUUUAAAAGCUGCACUAAGGAAAAAGGAUUCUACAUAUGAAAAUGGGAGUAGUGGAUUUGAUAGUGUUCUUAAUGAUAGAAUUAAAGGAGUCAGUGCUUUGUAGAAAGUCCUGGGUCUGAUUAGCAAGACUCUCGGGGAGAGUUAUUGACUUCUGUGACAUUAAGUCUGACACCUCUCACAGUAAAUAAAGCUUCUAUCAGCAAAAGAGAAUGAGCAGCUUCUACAAGAUACAAUGACAGAGUAAAUAAGACAGACAUUUCUUGCUAUGUGACUGUAGCUUAUGGCUGUUGAUUUUCUUCCUGCACUUGUAGGUUCAGCUCUGCUGGGCUGGAUCUGCUGUCCGAUAAAAGGAGUGAGACACUUUCAGUUGACUUUAGGUUAUUAUCAGAUAAGGUCUGGAAAUGUUAAAGAUGGUUCUUUGGUGGCUUGUGCAUUUUCUCCCAAUGGAAAUUUCUUUGUCACUGGAUCAUCAAGUGGUGAUUUAACCAUUUGGGAUGAUAAAAUGAGAUGCCUGUAUAAUGAAAAAGCACAUGAUCUUGGUGUUACCUGCUGUGAUAUUUCUUCAAAUCCAGUAUCUGUUUUAUCAGAUAAUGAAAAUGAAUUCAAAUACUUCCAGAUGGCUUCUUGUGGACAAGAUAAUCAGAUCAAGCUUUGGUUUAUUUUAUUUGCAGAUUUCUUAGGUGUUAAAUUAAAAUAUAAAUGCACAUUGAAUGGACAUUCUGCCCCAGUUCUGGCUUGUGCAUUUUCAUACGAUGGGCAGAUGUUGGUGUCGGGGUCUGUGGACAAGUGUGUCAUAAUCUAUGAAACUAGUACUGGCAAUACCCUGCGUACUUUGUCUCAGCAUACCAGAUAUGUUACAACUUGUGCUUUUGCACCACAUAGUCACUUACUUGCCACAGGCUCAAUGGAUAAAACUGUGCACAUAUGGCAGUUGGACCUUAAGCAACCCUCUGCAGGAAAUACUGUAGAAACUGAAUCUCAGGUGGCUGUUGAGGACUGGUCAGAGGAUGAUGUUUCAGCCUGGCUCUGUGCACAAGAUUUAGCAGACUUUGUUGGGCUUUUCAAAAUGAAUAAUAUUGAUGGCAAGGAGCUACUGAAUCUUACUAAGGAAGGUCUUGCUAAUGAAUUAAAAAUUGAGUCUCUAGGCCUACGCAGUAAAAUUCUCCAGAAGAUUGAAGAACUGAGGAUGACAAUGAUCUCAGUUUCUGUUCCUGUCCCUGAUGAGUUCCUGUGUCCUAUAACAAGGGAGCUUAUGAAGGAUCCUGUCAUUGCAGCGGAUGGCUAUUCCUAUGAAAGGGAAGCAAUGGAACACUGGAUCAGCAAUAAGAGACGAUCUAGUCCCAUGACCAAUCUUCCCCUCCACUCCCUUAUGCUCACACCAAACAGGACACUAAAAAUGGCCAUCACUCGCUGGCUGGAGACUCAGCAGAAAUGUUGAACCACUUUGGAAUUCUGUGUAGCUAAAGGAACUAACUGUAUCAGGAACAACUGGGAAAAAAAGUUCUAUUUCUGGUCUAAUCUGUGGCUGUUUCAAAGAAAACCUUCACUGGUGGAAGCUCCCAGAAGAAGUUUUGGUUAUUUUUCCUUUGUGGUAUUUCUGUUCAAGAAAUGAAGUAAUAACAGUUUUUCAAAUAAAGUUUUCUUAAAAUUUUCACUACA